CCGUGUUUCAACAUCAAAAUGAGGAUAUACCAAGCAUGCUUAAUCUUUGCUGUUUUGACUGUUAUCUCGUGUGGUGAGAUAGUAGAUAACAAAAAGACUAAAAGAGGCCUUCUUGGACUCGGAUACGGCUCUGGAUUUGGCCAUUUAGGAUCAGGCAGUUAUGCCUUUUCCGGAGGUUACGGCUUAGCAGGUUACGGCGGUGGUUUAGGCUUAGCCAGAGCAGGUUCUAGUUUAUCCCUCGGAGGAUAUGGAUAUGGCGGAGAUACCAGCUCACAUACUGUUACAACUAUAAACAGGCCAGUAGCUGUUCCAUACCCACAACCAGUACCAGUUCGUGUAGAUCGCCCUGUAGCAGUGCCAGUACCUCAUCCCGUACCCGUCGAUGUUCCACGUCCAUACCCGGUACCUGUUCCGCAGCCGUAUCCCGUUACUGUUACAAGAACCGUACCAGUUGAGGUACCACGAGCUGUUCCUGUACCUCAUCCAGUACCUGUUCCAAUUUCGAUACCACAACCUGUCGCUGUUGGAGUUUCCGCUCCGGCGAUUUCCUUUGGAUCUGGAUUAGGAUUUGGAGGAGGAUACGGACGUGGAUACGGUUCUAAUUAUGGAAGUUCUUAUUUUGGUCACGGGUUGGAUUUAGGUUUUGGUAGUAGUAAAGGAAUUGUUUUGGGUAAAGGAUGGUGAAUUGAUAGUUUUAGUUGACAUGUUCUGUAUAUAGUUAUAGGAAGCAAAUAGAAAUUGAAUUAUU
Molecule: messenger RNA, 748 nt
Organism: Diorhabda carinulata
Lineage: Eukaryota; Metazoa; Arthropoda; Insecta; Coleoptera; Chrysomelidae
Product: cuticle protein 65-like
Exons: 3
Coding region: 19-684 (221 amino acids)
Source: RefSeq, a predicted model, not a curated record